AUUAUAUAACUGAAUUGCCUGUGGAGCUGUAUUGUUUAUUCAGGGUUGGUGGUUCUCGCUACACAGUGGCUCGUCUCCGCCCAUGACCGCCGGCUAAUGUAUGGCAUCUCAACAACAGCAACAAACGGCAAGACUAUUUGACCAACAUUAUGAAAGCUGUUAUCCAGCGGGUUAAAUCCGCCUCCGUCACCGUCGAUGGCCAGCUUAUCUCCAAGAUUGGACGGGGACUCCUUGUGCUCGCGGGAGUUGGCCGGGAAGACACAGAAAAAGACAUAGACACAAUGAUCAACCGGAUAUUGAAGGCGAAGCUAUUCCCGGCCGAGACAGACAAACAGUGGAAAAGGAAUAUCCAGGAUAUCGAUGGCGAAGUACUUUGUGUUUCUCAAUUUACCCUUUUUGGCCAAUUGAAGAAAGGCAAACAACCCGAUUUCCACGAAGCUGCCAAUGCCGAAACGGCACGCAAGCUAUACGACUACUUCUAUAAGCGCCUCGGCGAGAACUACAAACCUGAACGGAUUAAGAACGGUGUCUUCCAGGCGAUGAUGGAUGUCGAGCUUAUCAAUGAUGGGCCGGUGGGUGUAGACUACCGCAGUGAGGAUGGGGCGGUUACUAUCGAGGUCGACACACAAUUACCGAAGAGAGAAAAAAGCGCCGAUGACAAAGACUCGGAUUCAAAGAAGACAGGAACCGUGGAGUUCAAGCUCCCCGCAGAGCUUUUAGAGUAGACGCAGAGUACCGACGGACUCAGGCCAUUAUGAUACCCUUAUGACUGUACAUAUAGACAGCGUGCAUUUAUAGAACCAUGUCCGGAGCCAGCCACAGGAGGCUAAUAGUAAUCAAAAUACUAAGUCGACAUGAUCCACUGCAUCUCAGCGAUCAUUUUAGCUUGAUUUAAUUAGAAACACCCACUACAGUUAGAC
This is a messenger RNA of Aspergillus versicolor CBS 583.65, 920 nucleotides long. Its product is annotated as D-aminoacyl-tRNA deacylase. The transcript has 5 exons. Lineage: Eukaryota; Fungi; Ascomycota; Eurotiomycetes; Eurotiales; Aspergillaceae. Bases 150 to 725 code for a protein of 191 amino acids. Gene Ontology annotation, cellular component: cytoplasm. The record is from RefSeq and is a predicted model, not a curated record. Gene Ontology annotation, biological process: tRNA metabolic process. Gene Ontology annotation, molecular function: D-tyrosyl-tRNA(Tyr) deacylase activity.